This is a messenger RNA of Aspergillus uvarum CBS 121591, 1251 nucleotides long. RefSeq names its product 2EXR domain-containing protein. Bases 38 to 1036 code for a protein of 332 amino acids. The transcript has a single exon. The record is from RefSeq and is a predicted model, not a curated record. Lineage: Eukaryota; Fungi; Ascomycota; Eurotiomycetes; Eurotiales; Aspergillaceae.
CCUCAUUACCGCGCGCAACUAGAAUAUCUCAGUGUCAAUGUCGCCGCAACCAGAUUCUAAAGCCCCCAUCCGACCAAGCCCUUAUAGCUAUACCGACGAGCAAUGGAAAGUGCACACCGUCCACCCACAGCGCCUUUAUUCCCGCAGUAAAGAAGAUGGAAGGCUUCGCCCCACUCGCCCAGCGCCGUGUCUCUUAAUAGGCAAUCCAGACAUUGGGCCGAGAACGGUAGCCGCGAAGGCCCGCGAAGCUGACACGGCGCUGUGGGCGAGCUGCAAGACCGUGGAGGAGUAUGAGGCGAAGCGGCGGGAGACGGACGCCGCCGCCGCACGCCGCGCCGUGGAAGCAGAACGGGUGACCUUCCAUCCGUUUUCGCGCCUGCCGGCCGAGCUGCGCUGUCAGAUUUGGGCAAUGGCCAUGGCGGACCACCCCACCCGAGUCUCGAUCACCUGCUCGGGGUAUACGCCGGCGCGACGGCCGCAGGGAAGAUCUUGUUUCUUGAUGCUGCAGGGCCGUCCGAGGAUCUAUGCGGCCACCGCGUUCAUGCCGCCGCUAAUGCUGGUCAACGGGGAGGCGCACGCCCUGGCCUCCCGCCACUACCGGCGGGCCUUUCGGGGCGUGCUGGGCGGCGGAGGCGUCCUCGCCGCCUAUCCGAGUAUUCUCACGAUCGAAAAGGCCAUGAUCCUCCUCCUGCCCAUGGAUCGUGCCGAGGACCUCAGACUGCUCACGGAGAUUGUGGUGAUUGUUUGCCCAGGUGCUGGGGAGCGGGUGGCGUUUUCCAGGAGGUGGUGGGAACGAUUCGAGAUUCUGCUGAGGAUGGCACCCCUGCGUCGCCUGGAACUUCGGCUGACAAGUUCGAUUCCACGCUACCGGGUGCGCGGGGUUAACGAGUACUUUGCAUCGCUAUUCUCUGAGAUACAAGCGGCGGAUACAGAGUGGGUUGCACCGGACCUGCAGGUGGGGCCUGUGCAUGAUGAAGAGAAGGCUAGAAAUGAUUCCGAUUCGUCUUCAGAGGACCUGUAUACCGAUGACGAUUAACGGACCGACGACUGACUUGCCCUAGCAUUAGCAGUAAUAUGAUGCACUCACUUAACGAUCCGAUGGAGAUGACGUCGUUCCCUUCGGCCGAUUUGCAUACCACUUGCACAAAUCUCAAGAUAAACACGCACCGAUUAUGUAGUUCUAGAUUGUGGAAUUGAUCUACUAUCUGCCCUCACAGUAAAAGCAAGCAUUCAUACAGACAAGAGUCAUAA